Eruca vesicaria subsp. sativa (arugula) is the source of this 288-nucleotide messenger RNA. The record is from the annotation of a GenBank genome assembly. Lineage: Eukaryota; Viridiplantae; Streptophyta; Magnoliopsida; Brassicales; Brassicaceae.
AUGUCUCAGUCCAUACGGGACCUCCUACAAGUAUGUGAGUGCCUUAAAUCAGUGGCUGGAUCAGUCAUCAGUAUCGAGCUUGUGGGCACACUCCCUACCAGUUGUGGUGUUUCAGCUCCCUACCCAACUAGUCUCAGCAGCAAUUGUGACGAAUACACAUGGUACGCUACUUUUGUUGACCUCUUUGAGCCAUCUUCUCCUGUUUUCUUGGAGCACAAGAAACAUCAAGUUACUGAUAAGUGGCUGAGGCACGUUAUUGUGAUGCAGGAAAUAGCAGUCAGAGAUUGA